This is a messenger RNA of Neodiprion fabricii, 1157 nucleotides long. Its product is annotated as histone H3. NCBI's taxonomy places the organism in Eukaryota, Metazoa, Arthropoda, Insecta, Hymenoptera, Diprionidae. Gene Ontology annotation, cellular component: nucleosome. Bases 1 to 411 code for a protein of 136 amino acids. Gene Ontology annotation, molecular function: protein heterodimerization activity; structural constituent of chromatin; DNA binding. The transcript has a single exon. The record is from RefSeq and is a predicted model, not a curated record.
AUGGCUCGUACUAAGCAAACUGCUCGAAAAUCCACUGGUGGCAAAGCUCCUCGCAAACAACUGGCGACCAAGGCAGCACGGAAAAGUGCACCGGCCACGGGUGGCGUUAAAAAGCCGCAUCGUUACCGUCCUGGCACCGUUGCACUUCGUGAGAUCCGUCGUUACCAGAAGAGUACUGAGCUGUUGAUCCGCAAGUUGCCGUUCCAACGACUCGUUCGUGAAAUAGCUCAAGAUUUUAAAACUGACCUGAGAUUCCAGAGUUCUGCUGUUAUGGCUCUUCAGGAGGCAAGCGAAGCUUACCUUGUUGGAUUGUUUGAGGAUACUAAUUUGUGUGCAAUUCAUGCUAAGCGAGUCACCAUCAUGCCCAAAGACAUACAACUGGCUCGUCGUAUUCGUGGUGAACGUGCUUAAAUAGCUCUGCAAUGAGCCAAUAAUUGACCGGCCCUUUUCAGGGCCACCAAAAUAAUUUGUGCACAAGAAUUGAAUCUACAUGUAUGUCGAACAUGAAUUACCGUUGGGUUUAUCCAAUUUAACCAAAUUCCUAAAGCAAGUGAGCUGUUGCAAUUUUUGUAAGAAUGCAACGAACUUCGAAAUUUGUUUAUUGUACCAUUCCAUCGAAAUCGACUCCGUACUUGCCAAUCAUUAAAUUUUGAAUGCUUUCGAAGUAGUGCCCUCGUCAAUUACAAAGUUGCGUGCAUACAUCCGAACAUCAAGGUUCGCGUAUCUUAAAUGCGGGAAGGCAUGAGAGUAGCCCCCAUUUUAUUGAACUCAAUUCUGAACAAAAACCAUCUUCAUUUGACACGAUUUGAUAGAACAUGGUGUCCAGUAGAAGAUACGUAACGAAUUCUAAGGCAUUUUUAGGUUAUUCAAAACAUGCAGGAAAACUAAAAGACGUAUGCAAAAGGCAAUCUACAUAAUCCAGAAAGACAGCAUACAUUAUUUCUACUACACCUGUUAAUAGGGAAAAAUACAAUUUUAAGCGGGAAUCCACUUUUUACAAACAUUUACUCAGUGAACGUCAAUAAAUAUAUCAUUUGCAGCAAACUUUAAAAAUAGAAUAUUUCCAGGAUACAGCAAAAAAAAAAAAUUCAAAGACAUGUCCAGGACCACAGGACACCACGGAGACAGUGGAUAUUUUGGGCCUGAGAGUGGGUAAU